Molecule: messenger RNA, 3146 nt
Organism: Rhinopithecus roxellana (golden snub-nosed monkey)
Lineage: Eukaryota; Metazoa; Chordata; Mammalia; Primates; Cercopithecidae
Gene: THG1L
Product: tRNA-histidine guanylyltransferase 1 like
Exons: 6
Coding region: 567-1217 (216 amino acids)
Biological process (GO): tRNA modification
Molecular function (GO): magnesium ion binding; tRNA guanylyltransferase activity
Source: RefSeq, a predicted model, not a curated record
GCCCGGGGCGUCGCGGUGCGCCAGCGCUUCUGGGAAAUCCGGCUUCUACUCUUCCAAAUCCUCCCGGCCGCCCCAGCCACGGUUACCGGGGUAACGCGGUAGCCAAUGAGUGCGCAGCAUGGAGCAUCGCCCCGCCCUGCGUGUUGGCUAGGACAGUGCUUGAACGCUGGCUGUUAGCUUAAUGAAUGGGCGACGUGCCCCCCUGAUGAGGAUCUGGCUUGGAGUGCCCGUGUUAAGUGAACAGAGACCUGUUAGCAAGGACAUGUUGUUAAAAGUCACUCUCAUGCACGGUAUUUAAGCUCUUAAGCCAAUCGCCUAGCCUUCUGUUAGAUAUCUUUGAAUGUUGACUGUUCAGAAGUCUGUGUAAGCCUUGCUUGUGGGCAAUACUUAUGUCUGUGCUUCAUUAUCAGUAACAGGCCACAUGGACUAUUUUCAACAGAGAGUCAGAAAAAAAGAGAAGGCUGGGCGCGGAAGGCAGGAGGAUCACUAAAGGCCAGGAGUUGAAGACCAGGUUUGCUGAGAAGCACAACUUUGCAAAACCUAAUGACAGCCGUGCUCUCCACCUGAUGACCAAAUGUGCCCAGACUGUGAUGGAAGAACUAGAGGAUAUUGUGAUUGCAUAUGGACAGAGUGAUGAGUACAGCUUUGUGUUCAAGCGGAAAACCAAUUGGUUUAAAAGAAGAGCCAGUAAGUUCAUGACUCAUGUGGCCUCCCAGUUUGCCUCCAGCUAUGUGUUUUAUUGGCGGGAUUACUUUGAGGACCAGCCCCUUCUGUAUCCCCCAGGCUUUGAUGGAAGAGUCGUGGUGUAUCCCAGCAACCAGACCUUAAAGGACUACCUCAGCUGGCGACAAGCAGAUUGUCACAUCAAUAAUCUUUAUAAUACAGUUUUCUGGGCACUUAUACAACAAUCUGGACUAACACCAGUACAAGCCCAAGGAAGAUUACAGGGAACUCUUGCAGCAGACAAGAAUGAGAUUUUGUUUUCUGAAUUCAACAUCAACUAUAAUAAUGAGCCGCUGAUGUAUAGGAAAGGGACUGUGUUGAUAUGGCAGAAGGUGAAUGAAGUGAUGACAAAAGAAAUUAAGCUGCCAACAGAAAUGGGAGGAAGAAAGAUGGCAGUGACCCGGACCAGGACGAAGCCAGUGCCCUUGCACUGCGAUAUCAUUGGGGAUGCUUUCUGGAAGGAACAUCCAGAUAUUCUAGAUGAAGACAGCUGACCCUUUGCGCUUCAGUUCUGGUGUGCUUAACCAUGCAAGCCCACCCACCUCCCAGGGCUCCUUGCCUUAGGUGGCUGUAUCCCUACCACCCAGAACACUGGUGCGAAUUACACGGCUCAAGUUGGGAGGGGAACAGGGAAGGAAGGGAUGGAUGGGGGUGGUGUAUCUUGUUCUGUUUAAGCAGAACACCUUGUUUGCAGUGUUGGAACAUGGUUCCUUUGGCAGAAGUGCUUUUUUUUUAAUCGCAGUACUAUUUUUAUAAAGCAAGAACUAUUUCAUGCCUUGGAGAAUGAAUCAUUUUUAGAUAGUGACAUAAAUCUUGUAAAAACCUGUCGGUUCUUUUCACCUAUGAAAGAAGAGGAGCCCAAACUCUCGCCCACCUGUUCUUAACCAGAAAACCCACUGACUGAAAAUCUCACCUCUGCCACCCAUCUACUUGCAUUCAUCUUUGGCAGGCCUCAAGAUAAAUAUGGGUUAAUGCCUGCAUGAUGCCUCUGAAUUCAGGAAUUGCAGGGAAGACUCGGGGCUUUGUGCCAGUCGCCAAGUUGACAACUUUGGCUGAACAAAUGAGUAGUGGCUUCAGUGUCCUUGCGUACACAUUCUGUGGAUUGAUUUAAUGGAGUUGUCAGCAUGAUUAUCAUCUUCUAGCCAGGGGCAUAGUUUCCAAGGCCAUUUACCUCUUUCUAAGAAGAAACAAGUAUGUGUAUAUAUGAGAGAAACAAGAAUGAGUGAAUGAGGAUGAAGAAACAUUUACCCCAUGUAGUCAAGAUAUUUCAGUUUUAAAAGUCACUUUCCUAUUAGACUUCCUGAAAAAGAUUCUCAGCCUCUAUGUAAUCAGAAAAAUGACAUUUGAUUUCAAGAGCAGAGGGGUAAACGUGUUCCUGCUAAUCGACAGGUAGCAGGUGUCAGAGGAGUCAUAAUGUUAGUAGCGCCACCUUCUGUUGGGUCAGUGGGGAUGGGUGAGGAGCAGCAGAGAGCAGCAGGGAUCAUCACAUCCAGCCAAACUUGGCCUCUGAAGGGGGAAGGUAGUGGGAAUAGGUGAGAGAACUCACAUUUUUCUCUUCCUGGUUUUAUAUUUUGGAGGGAAAGGAUUAUUUGGCCCUAUUGAGAAUCGAGGCUGGGUGCGGUGGCUCAUGUAUGUAAUCCCAGCACCUUGGGAGGCCCAGGCAGGCAGAUCACCUGAGGUUGGGAGUUCGAGACCAGCCUGACCAAUGGGGAGAAACCCCGUCUCUACUAAAAAUACAAAAAAUUAGCUGGGCAUGGUGGCGCAUGCCUGCAAUUCCAGUUACUCGGGAGGUUGAGGCGGGAGAAUCAUUUGAACCCAGGAGGCGGAAGUUGAGGUAAGCCAAGAUUGUGCCGUUGCACUUCAGCCUGGGCAACAAGAGCGAAACUCCAUCUCAAAAAAAAAAAAAAAAAAAAAAAAAGACAUGGCUGGGCACGGUGACUCACACCUGUAAUCCAAGAACUUUGGGAGGCUGAGGCGGGUAGAUCACCACGUCCAACAUGGCAAAACCCUGUCUGUACUAAAAAUAGAAAAAUUAGCCGGGCGUAGUGGCACGUGCCUGUAAUACCAGCUACUCAGAAGGCUGGAGCAGGAUAAUUGCUUGAACCUGGUAGGUGGAUUUUGCAGUGAGCUGAGAUCAUGCCACUGCACUCCAGCCUGGGUGACAGAGCAAAACUAUCUUAAAAAAAAAAAAAAGCGACAACCCAUGUCCCAGUGCCUCGUCUUGCACUGCAGAAUUUACAUCUAAGAAGAAAAUGUAUUUUUGAAGGGGCGAUUGCUGGCCUCAUCCCUCACUAAUUGACAACCCAUCUGUUGAUGCCAUUUUUUCCCUUCCUGUUCUCACUCCACAGAAAGAGGAGAUACGGUUCUUGUUUGGUAAUUGCUAAAAUCUCUUUGAGGAAAGAAAUAAAGAUGUCAACUCCUUU